This is a messenger RNA of Beauveria bassiana ARSEF 2860, 2160 nucleotides long. RefSeq names its product universal stress protein family. Bases 1 to 2160 code for a protein of 719 amino acids. NCBI's taxonomy places the organism in Eukaryota, Fungi, Ascomycota, Sordariomycetes, Hypocreales, Cordycipitaceae. The record is from RefSeq and is a predicted model, not a curated record. The transcript has 2 exons.
AUGUCGCGAAACCCCAACUUGCCCAUGAGCAUCGAUGCCAUGCUCGACAUGGAGCGCGAGGAGGUCCUGGCUCUGCUCGAGAGCAAGCAGUCAGGCAGCGCUGCAGGCGCCAUGCGAUCGAGUUCCCCCUACACCAACGUACCGCGCUCUCCCGUCCGGAGCAUGCUGGACGUCGGCGAUGACGAUGCUGGCUCUGCGCAUGGCCGCACCAGCCCGGGGCCCCAGCCUCCCGUCCGGAGCAUGCUCGACAUUGACGGACCGCCGCCCCCUGCCAAACCCGUCCGCAGCAUGCUCGACGUUGGCGGCCCAGCUGCCUUGCGGCCCAGCUCCCAGACCCGAUCACCAUAUAACAGAAGUGUGCCCAGCUCGCCCACCAUGGCCAACACAUCGCUCUACAAGGCCUCUUCCCAGCCUGCCAACUCUAGGCUUCACCCGCGGAGCUCCUCUGAUGCGGCAUUCAAGCCCGCCGACUUUGGCGCCAGAAAAUCACUUGGAAGCAAUGACCGCGUCUCAGAAUAUCAAUUCUCUGGCAUUUUGCCCAGCAGCGCCUCAGGAAACCUACCAGGCAAGCGGCAGUCGCAGAACAAACGGACCUCUGGCGGCAGCUCGCUGGCCGAUGCGCUGCGAGGCUAUGACUUUAGCGGUCUACAACUUCCCAGUCGUGUUAGGAACUCUUCGGCGAACCGUCCUGGAUAUCAUCAAUCCAAGUCGCCGCACAACCGCUGGAACGACCGAUCCAAGUCGCCUGCUGUGCCGCGAGACCCCAACCAGGUCAUGCUCAGCGAUGGACGGAUUGUGGACAUGAACAACGCGUACAGAAGACUUUCAGACGCCAACCUGGCCUUUUCGUCCGGCAGCCUCUCCCAGCUUCCCAUGCGGAAACGAUCCGACGACGCGGGAGCUGGACGCCUGGUCAAAGACUAUCUCGGUCCCGAUGGCGAGCACCUCGACUCGAGUGAUGACGACGACCAAUUUUCAUCGGAUGACGAGGAUCGUGGCCGUAAGAAGGCCCCGCGCGCUCUGAAUCCAGAUGCAAAGGGGGAAAGCGAGGACGACGACAAGUCUCGCUCUCGCUCAGGGGGAAGCAAGCGCGCCGCUCAGAGUCUGCUUGCUGCAGCCGAUGAGGACCGGUCCAACAUUGCAUCGCAGCAAAGUUAUCAGUACAGGUCCCUACUUGAGCCGGAAAUCAAGGUGACAAAUACGUCUGGUGAGACGGUCAAGCCUAGUAAGGCGGGCGUGCACCCUCACACCAGCUACGAUCAUAACCCAAAUUCCGCUACGCAAUCUGUUGUGGAUUCGGAUGAGGAGGCCGACGUCGACGACAUCAAGCGAGCACAGAAACUUUCCUUUACCAUGACGAAUGUUCUACACAACCCCGAAGCUCACAGAUCUAUUCGCAUCAUUUAUCGUGGCGAAUACCACAAAAUUGCGCAGAACGCCGAGGAGGAGAAUCACCGUCUGCGUAAGUAUCUGGUGGCGACGGAUUUGAGCGACGAAUCGACGCACGCGCUGGAGUGGGCCAUUGGAACGGUGAUUCGCGACGGCGAUACGCUGAUUGCGAUUUACUGCGUAGACGAGGAGACGGGCGUGACGGGCGAGGGGUCGCAGGUGCCCGACGACCCGGCGGCGAUGAAGGAGCAGGCGGCGGCCAUCAACACGGUGACCAACAACAGGAUGACGCCGGCGCCGCUCAGCCCGGUGACCGAGUUCAAGAAGCUGCACCGGCGCGACGACUCGUCAGGGACGACGGGCAGCUCGCCAGCGGCGGUGCGGGGCGAGCGGACCAAGACUGAGGAGGAGCGGGAGCGGGCGAUUCAAGGCAUGACGGAAAAGAUUUUGCGGCUUCUCCGGAAGACGAAGCUGCAGGUGCGGGUUAUUGUCGAGGUGCUGCACUGCAAGAACCCGCGACACUUGAUUACUGAGGUGAUUGAUUUGGUGAAUCCGACACUGGUGGUAAUUGGCAGCCGCGGCAGAAGUGCACUCAAAGGUGUCAUCCUGGGCUCGUUUUCCAACUAUCUGGUGACCAAGAGCUCGGUCCCCGUCAUGGUGGCGAGGAAGCGCUUGCGAAAGCAGAGCAAGUACAAGCAAAAGGCUAUUCGCCAAGUAAACAACCUGAGCAACCCGGCAGCGCGAAGCCUCGCGAGCGCCAAGAUAGACUGA